AUGGCAGGCCCGCGCACGCGAUCGCUGCGCGCAUCCCACUGCGCUGUCUUGCUCGCUCGCCUUUUAGCAUCUGCCUUCUUUCUUGCUAACGCGCUUGUUUCCCUGCAGCUUCCUCUCGGCCUGCUCAACGCCGCCCAGGGCCACCCGAUGCUCGUCGAGCUCAAGAACGGAGAAACCCUCAACGGACACCUUGUCAACUGCGAUACGUGGAUGAACCUCACACUGACACAGGUUGUCCAAACAAGUCCUGAAGGAGACAAGUUUAUGCGCCUAAAAGAGGUCUACGUCAAGGGCAACAACAUCAAGUACCUACGAGUUGCUGAAGAAAUCAUCGAGCUUGCCACCGAGGCGCAAAAGAACCAGCAGGGCAACUUCCGCGGCGGUCGCGGCGGCCAGUCAAGAGGAGACCAUGGCGGUCGUGGAGGCGGCGACAGGGGACGGGGAGGCCGUGGCGGUGGCCGUGGUGGGCGAGGUCGCGGUCGCGGACAGUGA
Cordyceps militaris CM01 is the source of this 492-nucleotide messenger RNA. RefSeq names its product U6 snRNA-associated Sm-like protein LSM4, putative. The record is from RefSeq and is a predicted model, not a curated record. NCBI's taxonomy places the organism in Eukaryota, Fungi, Ascomycota, Sordariomycetes, Hypocreales, Cordycipitaceae. Gene Ontology annotation, molecular function: U6 snRNA binding. Gene Ontology annotation, cellular component: U6 snRNP; P-body; spliceosomal tri-snRNP complex. The transcript has 3 exons. The coding region runs from base 1 to 492 and encodes 163 amino acids. Gene Ontology annotation, biological process: nuclear-transcribed mRNA catabolic process; spliceosomal snRNP assembly; P-body assembly.